Molecule: messenger RNA, 2776 nt
Organism: Schistosoma curassoni
Lineage: Eukaryota; Metazoa; Platyhelminthes; Trematoda; Strigeidida; Schistosomatidae
Source: the annotation of a GenBank genome assembly
UUAAAUAGCAAGAAGGAAAUACAAGUUCUGUGCUACUAUCAUUCUCAAGGUCGUAGAGCGUUGUCUGUAUCAUAAUGUUAUUUUCCAAGCGAUUUUGGUUGAAAUCGCUAUUGACGACUUCAUGACUCAGAGGCAACUGCAGAUAUUUCAUAUAGCUUCUUUCAAAUGCAAUCGUAAACAAAUGCUUGUAUGCAGAAAUGGUUUAUUAAUCAACAGUAAUACUGUAUAUCUCAGUAUAAUUCCCACUAAGAUCCUCAAUGUUCAAUAUAUUGAAUGCUUAUGAUUUACUCACAGUAAAUUACCCACUCUUCCAGUUAAAGGGAAAUAUUGACCCUUACUGUCAAUGUCAAUCAGUUUUCGUCUCUGUUCACAAUGAUCAUAAAAGAGAUUUGGAAAUGAAGUGGACUGUAUGCGAAUCAAUGUUCAAAGUAUUUGUCCCAUUGUCCAUAGGAUGUAAUACCUUGCAACUAAGGUGUGAACACCACCUCGCUGAGUUUCGAAUAGUGUAUGUACAUAAUCGUGACUCUCCAUAUACUGUCAGGCCUAUUUAUGUAAUAUGUUCUGAUGAUACUGGGUGGUUCCAAGCUCCUGCAGGAAUGGUUCCCACGAAAGAAAGUGCUUGUAAACGUAUUGGGCUAGGAAUUAGAUUGUUGCAAACUUUGACUGCAGAAGCUUUUCUGUCUGAACUUGGAAUGAGAUGCACUUUUUUAAUUAAGGAAGAACUCAGUCGUAAAUCAUCGCGAAAUAUUUCAGGCUGGUCUUCCGAAGCCUGUUGUAAUUGUCACUACUCAAGUCUCAGUAAAACGUUUGUUAAUAGUAAUACUCCCGAAGAUGUGUGGAAGAAGUUGGCAUACGAGCUCUACGAAAAAUAUCCUCAUAACUUCGAGAACACAAAAUGGGUUGCUUUUAUGGCUUGUACACGUUAUCACCCUCCCAAGAAAAUCAAUUCCGAAUUCCUGAGUUACAAUGAAAUACUUCUUCGGACAACAGCUCAUUUCGCUCUCGGAACAGGGGGUUUAGCCUUACUUGGAACAGGGACUUUACAUGCUUGGCCAGAAACGCUUAAAGAUUUGCAGGUAGUUUUGGGUAAUACAAGAAUUGUUGAUCCAACAUUGAUGGAUGACACUGCUUAUCGACACACUUACUGGGCGGCUUUUGCUACAGGAUUGGGUGCUGUUUGGCAUGAAUUAGGUCAUUGUUUCGGACUGGAACACUAUCCCCAGGGUAUAAUGUUUCGUGGUGAUGAUAUUAAUUUAUGUCUUGGAUUUCCACCUCCUGAUUCUGUUUGUCCACAUGAAUCCAAUAUGAAUGGUAAAUCUGUCCAAGCUACAGAUCGAUAUGAUAGUUCGAAUCCUGAUAAUAGACAUAGAAGAGACCUUUGUCAAGUAUGCUACUCCUGGUAAUGUUAGGUGAUUUUUUCAGUAUUCAGAAUUUCGAUUAUUUAAAAUAAUGAUUAUUUCAAUGGUCUGCUAAAAAACAAACCGAAAAUUGACUGCGCUCAACAAUGACAUAAUUUUUAUCAAAUAUUUUUAUGGUUAACAUAAGCUCUGAAAGGUUCUAAACUUAAGGAAAAAUAAUAUGAAAAUUCAGUCACGUUAAGCUACUGGAGAAACCUUUUUAUACUGUUAUUUGAAGAUUGCUAUUGAGAGCUUACCUAUCUUAGAUGAUUAGUGUCGGUUUCCACAUAUUAUGUUGUGAUGAACAUUUUUUGUGUAAGUUUCAUUUUUUUUGAAGCACCAGGCAACACAACCUUUUAUGCUUUAAUAAACUUACAAGUUGUUUUGUAAUCUUCCACAAAAUUAUCGACUAUUUCCGCCUUUAUUGAAAUAUCACUGCAGUAAAAUCCUUUUAUAUUCAUUGUCUUGCCGAUUUAUCUCUCAUCCGGCUACUUCCCGAUUCGUAUAGAGUAUGCAGUCUCUGCUAGAGAAGUCCUACUCACUGCUCUCUCGAGGUAGAGGUAUUGUUCACGAGAUUGAGAGGACGGAAAGCAAAUGUCAGGAGCUUUAACCGGGUUGGUGGGUACGGAGGAUCCACCUAGGGGAGUUGGAAAACCCUGAUUCUCUAUCUCUUCACAACCACGUUUUUGUAUGGUGCAUAUGUAUUUGGUCCAACCUUGUACCAGUGUAUAUGUGUUCAAACAAAUAAAUAAAUAUUAUGUGUUAGCCGAUAACCUACAUCCAUUUACUGUCAUUAAUAUAGUUUGGUAAUCAAAGAUAAAGUCUAUUUGUAUUAAAAUAAUCGUUUAAUUCUCAUUCGUAAGCCAAGUAAAACAUUUGAAUAUUGCACGUAAUUUGCAAAGCAUAUUUAUGCUUUUCAAAUAUUAAUGUGUAUUUUAUCAUCUGACAAACGAUUAUAUGGUAAACCUUUUUUAUUAGAUUCAACCCCCGAAGUCAUUGUCCCGUGCUAUACAAUUUCAUCGCAUAGUGCAAUUUCAUCCAAUAAAGUCUCGUUUACAUUCCUCGGAUCAAACCACAAAUGAAGAAAUGAAAUUUAAGCGAUGGGGAUUUUGUAAGUCUUUAUGGCAUCAAGGUUCUGCUUUUUGGGGAACAAAGGCACUUUCAAAGCUACUUUCAUGUCCAUGGAUCAUCGAAACGCCAACUUUAGAUAAAGACAAACUACCUGUUCAGAAAUGACUUUAGUUAUACAGACGAUUCCUUCCAUUUUAAAAUUCCCUUUGUCCAUAUAUGUAAAUCCCAUGUAAAUUACAAGUGUAGUGUAAAUUAUUAUGUUGAAUUUUGUAUAAUUAAAAAUUGUACAUUGACAUGCCUCACUUAUU